AUGGCUGAAAACGAGAAGAGCGAGAGCCAGGAGCCAGACGAGGAGGAGGAGGAUGCCGGGGACGAGAAGACGAAGAAGAAGAAAGCCGGGAAGAAGGAUGGCUACCCGAGCGCCGACGCAAACGAUGGCGAGGAGCCGGAGUCCCAGAUCGACUCCCAGACUCAGCUCCUGCAAAUGCUGCGGAAGCGAGGGCCCUGCGAGGAGUCCCGCCGCCACACGGCGCGGGAGCAUCCUUUCUGGGACACGCAGCCUGUUCCGUCCAUGAGCUCCGAGUAUGGCCAGGAUGCCGGACCUCUGGAUGACCUGAAGACUGUGGACGAUGUUCGGCCAGAGCCCUAUCCUUUGCCUGGGCAGUUUGAGUGGUGCACCUGCAAUGUCGAUGACGAUGCCGAGAUGCAGGAAGUCUACACCCUCCUGACGGAGAACUAUGUCGAAGACGAUGACAGCAUGUUUCGGUUCGACUACUCCGUCCAGUUUCUGCGGUGGGCAUUGAAGCCUCCAGAAUAUUUGAGGAACUGGCACCUUGGGGUGCGGGUCAAGGGCGGCGGCAAGCUUGUUGGCUUCAUCACCGGCAUCCCAGCAAAGAUGCGGGUUUAUGACAAGUCCAUCCAAAUGGUAGAGAUCAACUUCCUUUGCGUCCACAAGAAGCUUCGGUCGAAACGUCUGGCUCCGGUCCUCAUCAAGGAGAUCACCCGGCGUGUGAACCGGGAGAAUGUCUGGCAGGCCGUCUACACCGCCGGGGUCGUGCUUCCCAGACCCGUCGCUGAGUGCCGCUAUUGGCACCGCUCGCUGAACCCCAAGAAGCUGAUCGAAGUGGGCUUCUCCCACUUGGGCCAGCGCAUGACCAUGGCCCGGACCAUCAAGCUCUACAAGGUGCCCGACACGCCCCAGCUGGCGGGGAUGCGCGAGAUGCGGAAGGAGGACGUGCCUCGAGUCCACGGGCUCGUCUCGAACUACCUGCAGAAGUUCUCUUUGCAUCCGGAGUUUACUCCCGAAGAGGUCGAGCAUUGGAUGCUGCCGAAAGAAGGUGUAGUGUCAUGCUGGGUUCGCGAGAAUGAAAAGGGCGAGGUCACCGAUGUGUUUUCCUUCUACAGCCUGCCAUCUUCCAUUCUGGGCCAUCCGAAGCAUAACUUGCUGAGAGCCGCCUACUCCUACUGGAAUGUGGCUACGACGGUGCCGCUUCAGGAUCUGAUGCUUGACGCGCUCAGUGUUGCCAAGCAGCAGGGCUUUGAUGUCUUCAAUGCCUUGGACAUCAUGGAGAACGAGUCCUUCUUGAAGGAUCUGAAGUUCGGCAUUGGCGACGGGUAUUUGCAAUACUACCUCUACAACUGGAAGUGCCCCAAGAUUGAGCCGCGAAACAUCGGGCUUGUGCUGCUGUAG
Molecule: messenger RNA, 1380 nt
Organism: Symbiodinium natans
Lineage: Eukaryota; Dinophyceae; Suessiales; Symbiodiniaceae
Source: the annotation of a GenBank genome assembly